Messenger RNA from Manihot esculenta (cassava), 2137 nucleotides. RefSeq names its product UDP-glycosyltransferase 88A1. Lineage: Eukaryota; Viridiplantae; Streptophyta; Magnoliopsida; Malpighiales; Euphorbiaceae. Gene Ontology annotation, molecular function: UDP-glycosyltransferase activity. The transcript has a single exon. The coding region runs from base 177 to 1598 and encodes 473 amino acids. The record is from RefSeq and is a predicted model, not a curated record.
AAUUAAUCAUGCAAUUAGAUCUAUCAGAACCCCCAUCAUCCACCUGCAAAUUUUCUCUAUCUCCUUUCAGCCAGCCCGUCGAGGGACUACGUCAGUGUUCCAUCUCCCAUCUCUAUCCAUAACUUAUCCACAGCCUGGUUUACACAAAGCAUCGUUUCGUUUCAUCGAUCGAGCAGAUGGAGAGCCCAGCUAUGGUUGAUGCGGUGGUUAUGUUUCCAUCACCGGCCAUAGGCCACUUCAUAUCUAUGGUAGAGCUUGGCAAGCUCAUUCUUACCUUCCAACCUUCUCUUUCCAUUCACAUACUCAUUGUCUCCGCCCCUUACAGUGCAGGCUCCACUGCCUCCUAUAUUGCUGAUGUCGCUGCCACCACUCCCUCAAUCUCCUUCCACCGUCUUCCCACCAUUACCCUCCCCUCCUCCACCAACACACACUAUGAAACUCUCAUCUUUGAAGUCCUCCGUCUCAGCAAUCCUCAUGUCCACCAAGCCCUUCUCUCCAUCUCCAAAACCCACAAAAUUAAAGCCUUCAUUAUGGAUUUCUUCUGCUUUUUUUCUCUAUCCAUUGCCUCUCAACUUAACAUCCCCGGCUAUUUCUUCUUCACUUCUGGUGCUGGGUGUCUUGCUGCUUCCAUGUAUUUUCCGACCCUUCAUCAGACCACCACCAAAAGUUUCAAAGACAUGAACACCUUUCUUAAGUUGCCGGGUCUCCCACCAAUAUCUUCCUCCAAUUUUUCAUCGGCAGCAAGUGAUCGCAACAAUAAAGCCUACGAAUAUUUUCUAGACAUGGCCUACUGCUUUCCAAAAUCAGCAGGAGUUAUAGUGAACACCUUUGCAGUGCUGGAAGCCAGAGCUCUCAAGGCAAUAUCAGAUGGACUCUGCAUACCUGAUAGUACAACACCACCUGUCUAUUGUACUGGCCCACUCAUUGCGACCAACAAUCAAACAGAUGGUGACACCGAGUGUUUAAAUUGGCUUGAGUCGCAACUAAGUCAAAGUGUUAUCUUUCUGUGUUUUGGAAGCUUGGGGCUGUUCUCAAUGGAACAACUGAGAGAAAUAGCUAGUGGGUUGGAGAGAAGCGGCCAAAGAUUCUUGUGGGUAGUGCGUAAUCCACCUUCUGAUAGCCAAAGUUUAGACAUCUCAGCUCUGCCAGAACCAGAUUUGAACUCAUUGCUUCCUGAUGGUUUUUUGGAUCGCACCAAGGAGAAGGGAUUGGUGGUGAAAUCAUGGGCUCCCCAGGUGGCAGUAUUGAAUCAUAAGUCGGUAGGCGGGUUUGUGACUCACUGUGGAUGGAACUCGGUGCUUGAAGCAGUGAGUGCUGGAGUUCCGAUGGUGGCUUGGCCUCUAUACGCAGAGCAAAAGUUCAAUAGGUUGAUGUUGGUUGAAGAAAUGAAAAUUGCUUUGCCCAUGAAGGAAGACGAGAAGGGGUUUGUAACUGGGUUGGAGGUGGAGAAGCGAGUUAAUGAGUUGAUGCAGUCGGAUUCAGGUAAGUCGGUUAGGGAGCGAACCAUUGCUAUGAAAAACGCAGCAAAGGCAGCACUGAGUGAGGGUGGAUCUUCGCGUGCUGCAAUGUCUAGACUCGUCGAGUCAUGGAAGCAUUAACGAGUUGAGUCAGGUCGGACAUCAACCAUGAAAUGUCCUAGUAGAACUAUCAGUAAAGAUUAUCUUGAGAAUUAUAGAAUAUUAUAAUGCGUGUCAUAGCCACCCUUUCCUAUUUGGAGCAAACAUGACCCCUUUAUUUAUUCUCGAAGCUUAAACCCUAAGAGAAAACCAUUAUGCUUGAAUCGAUUUUGAGGCCCUAUGAGUUUGAGAUCAACUUAAUAAAACAACAUUUUUAAAAAAAAAGAAAUUUCAUGAUUUAUUCAAUUAGACGUAAUUAAAAUAAAUUAUAAUUUAAUAAAUUAGUCAUGAUAAAUUUUUAUUUUAUCCUCAUUAUGAAAUUCAAUUUUCUGUAGUAAUCAUUAAAUUUAAUUAUUAGUUUGAAAUAAUAUUAUAAUUCCACCAUUAAAAAAUUGAUGGAGCAGUGAUUAAGAGUCUGUCCAGACUGCAGCACCAAUAUAUACCGACUAUUACCAUCAGCGAUAUCAACCAAGGACGGUAUGGGCAUAAAAUAUAUGAUACUAGAUAAAUCAAAAAAGAAA